This is a messenger RNA of Mugil cephalus (flathead mullet), 2976 nucleotides long. It is a transcript of the gene ankrd13d, whose product is annotated as ankyrin repeat domain 13 family, member D. Gene Ontology annotation, cellular component: cytoplasm. The record is from RefSeq and is a predicted model, not a curated record. The coding region runs from base 632 to 2521 and encodes 629 amino acids. Lineage: Eukaryota; Metazoa; Chordata; Actinopteri; Mugiliformes; Mugilidae. Gene Ontology annotation, molecular function: protein binding. The transcript is spliced from 16 exons.
CCAAAAUAAAUAAACACCGCUGCUGCAGCUGUUGAUGCGCGUUGUAGCACAUCCGGAAUAUACACAGAUUUGUAUGGGGACUGGCGGACGUGCUUAGCCGGCUAGGACUUGGUGCUAUCGGCGGAAUCUGUCCGCAUCUUUUCAGAUGCCUUCAACUCGAGUGACCUGGAUGUGAAACUGGGAAGAGGCCGUAUCUAUCUCGCUUUAUUUUGGCAGGCGGUUGCAGCCCUGCGAUAGAAACGGGCGAUGGUGGCAGCAGCAGCAGAGAGGAGGGAGGCUAGCUAACUUCAUCAGUCGGCGAUUACACAUUUGUUCAGGAAUAUCAUUGUAAAAAAAAAAAAAAAAAAAAAGACCAGAGAACAAUGAGCGGACCUACAUCAGAUUAGUGGGCUGAGUUAGCUCGGCUAGGCUAACUCAGCCCACUAAUUUAAACAGGCACGCACAUUAUUCUAGUUCACUUGCUGCCUAACGUCGCCCACUAGAAUAGACUCGGUUAGUGUCAAGUUUCUCCAGUGAACUGAGUUUAUCAGUUCACUGUUGGAGCUACAUAGCUAGCCAGCUGUGCAGAUCAUCGGAGGAGGACGCUCGGUGUGCUGGGGUCUCUGCACAGAUCUGGAGGCUGACGGCGACCAUGGCCCUGGAAGCGUUCCCUUUGCAUUUACUGGUGUGGAACAAUCAGUACCUGGAACUAGAUCGAGAGCUGCAGAAGAAAGAGCAGGAUGCGGAGCGCUUGGAUCCGAGGGGGCGCACCCCGCUGGAGCUGGCCGUGUGUCUGGGCCACCUGGAGUCGACCCGAGUGCUGCUCAGACACACUGCAGACCCGACACACUGCAAUGGACAAGGCUGGACCAUCUUGCAGGAGGCGGUGAGCACCGGAGACCCUGAGCUAGUGCAGCUGGUGCUCCAGUACAGAGACUUCAAGCGGGCCACAGAGAGACUGGCAGGAAUCCCAGAGCUGCUCAGCAAACUAAGACAGGCACGGGACUUCUAUGUGGAGAUGAAGUGGGAGUUCACCAGUUGGGUGCCUUUGGUGUCAAAAGUUUGCCCCAGCGACAUUUACCGGGUGUGGAAGAGCGGCUCGUGCCUCCGUGUGGACACUACCCUUCUAGGCUUCGAACACAUGACUUGGCUGAAAGGACGACGUAGCUACAUUUUCAAGGGAGGAGAUGACGGGGCAGUGGUUAUGGAGGUGGACCAUGAGAAGCAGGUGGUGUACACAGAGCCGCUUGUGUUGUCCCCUCGUGAUGCGCCCUCCCUCCUGGCAGCCAUGCAGCCAUCGCAAGAAAACACGGCCCAGAGGCUCACGUCGCCCAUCGUCUCCACGCACCUCAACACACGCAACAUCGCCUUUGAGCGGAAUAAAUCUGGGAUCUGGGGCUGGCGUUCUGAGAAGAGUGAGGUCGUCAGUGGGUAUGAAGCCAAGGUUUACAGUGCUACCAAUGUGGAGCUAGUAACGCGGUCAAGGACAGAGCAUCUGUCAGACCAGGACAAGUCAAGAAGCAAAGGCUCAAAGACUCCUCUGCAGUCUUUCCUGGGGAUCGCCGAACAACAUACAGCUCACAACGGGAGCAACGUGUCCCAGUGUGCCAGUCCUCACAACCCCACAGCCAUCACAGCUGAGGAAUACUUCGACCCCGAGUUCAACCUGAACGGCCGAGACAUCGGACGUCCCAUAGAGCUGACGAGCAAAGUGCAGAGGUUUAAAGCGACGCUGUGGCUGAGUGAGGCUCAUCCUCUGUCCCUGGCCGAGCAGGUCACACCCAUCAUAGACCUCAUGGCCAUCUCCAACGCCCACUUUGCCAAGCUACGUGACUUCAUCACCCUGCGCCUGCCACCAGGCUUCCCUGUCAAGAUAGAGAUUCCCCUGUUUCACGUGUUGAAUGCCAGAGUGACGUUCAGCAACCUGUGCGGCUGCGACGAGCCGGUCAGCUCGGUGACGGUACACAAACCAGAGAGCUCCGAAGAAGCUGGUCAGGCUACCCCCCCCUUCCACUGUGAGGUGGACCCCUCAGUGUUUGAGCCCCCCCCGGACUACACCACGCUCGGCCCGGGUCGCAGCGAGCCGAUGAGGGAUGAGGAUGACAACCUGCUGCAGUUCGCCAUCCAGCAGAGCCUUCUGGAUGCUGGCACAGAGAGCGACCAGGUGACCAUCUGGGAGGCGCUGACCAACAGCCGCCCGGUGCCUCCGUCUCCACUGUAUGAGGAAGACUCUCAGCUGGAGAGGGCGAUCCAGGAGUCCCUGUCCAUCUCGCUGGCCAGCAGAGAGGGAGAAGACAUGGCGGACCCGAGCCAGCCCUCCUCCGUCUCCCCGUCAGACCCCACUGCCAACUCCCCUCUCUCCUACAGCGCGGUGACUGAUCCGCGGCUGUCCGGACACUUCGGCGUGGCAUCGAGCUUCGAUGAGCAGCUGCGUAUUGCCAUGGAGCUGUCGUGCAGGGAGCAGGAGGAGAUGGACAGGAAGCAGAAGGAGGAAGAGGAGGAGCUGGAGAGGAUCCUGCAGCUGUCGCUCACCGAGAAGUAAUGUAACACUAAGCAGGAGCAGCGGAGGCGGGUCUUCAUCGGGGAACAAUCAUCUUAAUUUAUUCUGUUUUAUUUUUUAAAUCCUGGAGAUGCUAAGUUAUUACAGAUAUUUUAUUUGUCUUUCUCACACAAAGGCUGCUACAACAGAGUGUAAAAGGACCUGAAUAUAGGAAACGUGAAGCUGGCGGGAAAGAGAAAGAGGUAGAAACAGGUACGCUGAAACAGUAAAAGAGGGAGACAAAAGGGAAAGUCUUUGUUUUUCUUUUUUUAAUGAAUAUUUUUCACAGUCUUGCUGUCUUUAUUGAGUGACAAAUGAUCCUUAAACCUAUAACAUAAUCCAUUAUAAUGAUGAAGAAUAAGAAAAUACAAUCUUAACGAAAUAACUUAUAAAAAUAUGAUUAUAACAUUUAUGUUGGCUUACUCCUAAGUGUGGAAAAAUAAAGAGUAAUGAUCAUC